AUGCUGGGACAGCACGUCUACUCCCACCAGUAUCACCAAUCACCCGCUGAUUGGCCUCACACCCACCAUGCCGCCCAGCAGCAUGCCCAGGCCCAGGCCGCUGCCGCCGCCGCCGCCGCCGCCCAGCAGCAGCACUACAACAGAAUCGCCGCGAACAGCAAUGCAAACGUAGCCGGCAUGGCCGGCAUGGGGGCUUCCGCCCACGACCCUACCCUUGCCGUGGCCGACCAAGGCGUCAGUGAGGAGAACCGCCGCGUGUUGGACUGGAUCGCGCAGCUUAUGCGCCCGGAUACGAGGGAGACGGCCCUGCUGGAAUUGAGCAAGAAGCGCGAACAGGUGCCCGAGCUCGCUCUGAUUCUCUGGCAUUCCUUUGGCGUCAUGAGCUCCCUGCUACAGGAGAUCAUCUCCGUCUAUCCGCUGCUCAACCCAUCGCAGCUCACUGCCGCCGCUUCGAACCGCGUCUGCAAUGCGCUCGCCCUGCUGCAGUGCGUCGCGUCGCACACCGAGACUCGCGGUCUCUUCCUGAGCGCCCACAUCCCUCUAUUCCUCUACCCCUUCCUGAACACAACCUCAAAGUCUCGUCCCUUCGAAUACUUGCGGUUGACGUCGCUUGGUGUCAUUGGUGCGCUGGUCAAGAACGACUCCUCGGAUGUCAUCAACUUCCUGUUGACCACGGAGAUUAUUCCGCUCUGCUUGCGCAUAAUGGAGACUGGUUCUGAGCUCAGCAAGACGGUCGCCAUCUUCAUUGUUCAAAAGAUUCUCCUCGACGACCUCGGGCUUGCAUACAUAUGCCAGACCUACGAGCGCUUCUACGCCGUCGGAACUGUCCUCUCGAAUAUGGUCAACCAGCUCGUCGAGCAACAGACGGUUCGCCUGCUGAAGCACGUCGUCCGCUGUUUCCUCCGAUUGAGCGACAAUGCUCGUGCCCGCGAGGCCCUCCGCCAGUGUCUCCCUGAGCCGCUGCGUGACGCUACCUUUUCGUCCGUUCUGCGCGACGACGCCGCCACAAAGCGCUGCCUCGCACAGCUCCUCAUCAACCUGUCCGACAACGUCGUCGACACCAACAACCCCGGUUUGUUGCAUUGA
This is a messenger RNA of Aplosporella prunicola CBS 121167, 1086 nucleotides long. RefSeq lists its product as uncharacterized. The transcript is spliced from 4 exons. Bases 1 to 1086 code for a protein of 361 amino acids. NCBI's taxonomy places the organism in Eukaryota, Fungi, Ascomycota, Dothideomycetes, Botryosphaeriales, Aplosporellaceae. The record is from RefSeq and is a predicted model, not a curated record. Gene Ontology annotation, cellular component: CCR4-NOT complex; CCR4-NOT core complex; P-body. Gene Ontology annotation, biological process: mRNA catabolic process; negative regulation of translation.